CACAAGGGACAACCAGGCUGACUUUUCUUCCCCUGGCCAGCCCAAUGACAUUCUUCCCUUUUGCUAACCACUCCCCGAGGCUGGCCUGGCUGCUCACAAACAGCCAGUCAGCCAGCUCUGGAGAGGCAGCCCACAGGCUCUUCCUCAGGCCCCAAGCUGGGUGCUGCUCCCCACUUCAUCGGAGGGAAAGUGCUCUUUGAAGAGUUUGACAGGACCCCAGCCAUGGUGGCCUUCCUGUUCUGUGGCAUGCUUCUGGCAGCCCUUGGCUCUGUCACCUGGACCUUGCCGAAUCCUGCGGAGUCCAGCUUUGACUUAGCAGAGAUGGGGCCUGACCUGGCUGAGAAGAUAAACGAAACUCAUGCCAAAGUGUUGGAGAUCUGGAAGGAGUUGAGACGGCUGAGGGAGGCGGAAGCCACGGAGAUGCACGCAAUCUGCCAGGUGCAGCCAUCAGCCUCGCUGGCGUCCGAUCAGCCGCGGGUCACCGGCCUGGUCCUCUUCAAGCAGCUGUCACCCAGCUCCAGGCUUGAGGCCUUCUUCGAUCUGGAGGGCUUCCCCGCCGAGCCAAACGCCUCCAGCCGUGCCAUCCACGUGCAUCAGUUCGGGGACCUGAGCCAGGGCUGCGAGUCCACCGGGCCUCACUACAACCCGACGGCGGUGCAGCACCCGCGCCACCCGGGCGACUUCGGCAACUUCAUGGUGCGCGACGGCCGCCUCUGGAAGCACCGCACCGGCUUGAACGCUUCACUGGCCGGCCCGCACUCGAUCUUGGGCCGCGCGGUGGUGGUCCACGCCGGCGAGGAUGACAUGGGCCGCGGCGGUAACCAGGCCAGCCUGGAGAACGGUAACGCCGGCCGUCGGCUCGCCUGCUGCGUGGUGGGCACCAGCAGCUCCGCCGCCUGGGAGCGUCAGGUACUGGAGCGCAAGAAGCGGCGGCAGGAGAGAGAGUGCAAGACCUCUUAAGCGUCACUCCCGGCAGCAGAGCCCAGCCGUGCCAUGCAGAGAUGCCUCCACGACCCCCAGUCACCUCUGCGAGCCCCACACGCUUCCUCGCACCCCUGACACCUCUGUAUGGCCCCAGGUCUCUUCCUUCCUCCCCCACCGUCACCUCCGCGCUCCCCAGAUGUUCCCCACGUGGACCAGACACCGUUCCUCUGUGUCCUAGGACACCUCGAGUGACCCAAGAAUCUUUUCGUGCCCUAGGCACUUCUAGAGAUGAAGAGCUCCUUCGUGCACCAGAUAACUCCCUAUGAUGGAGGUUCCCUCCGUUCUUGACACUCCACUUUAAGGGCCCUCUGUGUCCCGAUAACCACACAAGCCCUUAGCAUCCCCUUUGAAACAGUCUUUGAGUCUGUUUGCUUCCCGAGGAAAUUCCCCUCCCCCCUGCCGAGAUCGCAAAUGCUCCGCCACUUUCCUUUCACUCUGAUGAUCUCCAAGCCAGAACCUUUGAGGGCCCCCAACCCCCCCUACACGGAAAUACUCCUCACCCCACUUCCGCUUGCCUUCCUUUUCUUUCCUACCCCCCCUAACACAAGAGACUUCUGUCUUCCCUAGCGACCUCUUCUUUCUUCCUUUUGUUCCUCCUAGGCGCCCUGAGACCACCCUGCACACAAGCCUAGGGUGCCAGGUCUCAGCGCUCCUCCUGCGGUGCCCUGGGUUCUGUUUUCAGCUAUUUCCCAUAGGGCGCCUGCCCCCCAUGGAGAGCAGCUCCUGCGACGGUAUUUGGCAACCUUUGUGUUGCACAUUAAAAACACAGCAAUUCAAUCCUA
This is a messenger RNA of Mesocricetus auratus (golden hamster), 1766 nucleotides long. RefSeq names its product superoxide dismutase 3 (gene Sod3). Gene Ontology annotation, molecular function: copper ion binding; superoxide dismutase activity. The transcript has 2 exons. NCBI's taxonomy places the organism in Eukaryota, Metazoa, Chordata, Mammalia, Rodentia, Cricetidae. Gene Ontology annotation, biological process: removal of superoxide radicals. The record is from RefSeq and is a predicted model, not a curated record. The coding region runs from base 223 to 960 and encodes 245 amino acids.